Eleginops maclovinus (Patagonian blennie) is the source of this 6407-nucleotide messenger RNA. It is a transcript of the gene edc4, whose product is annotated as enhancer of mRNA decapping 4. Bases 124 to 4293 code for a protein of 1389 amino acids. Gene Ontology annotation, cellular component: P-body. The transcript is spliced from 30 exons. Gene Ontology annotation, biological process: deadenylation-independent decapping of nuclear-transcribed mRNA. The record is from RefSeq and is a predicted model, not a curated record. Gene Ontology annotation, molecular function: protein binding. NCBI's taxonomy places the organism in Eukaryota, Metazoa, Chordata, Actinopteri, Perciformes, Eleginopidae.
CGCGGACAUAACGGAAGUUUAGACGGUUGCUCUGGGUGAACGAAAGGAACACUGACAGCAUCGUAUCAAGAACGAAAUUAUCAUCUCUCCCUCAAUUAACCCAUUUUCCCCUUUCCCUUACACAUGGCGUCCAAUUCUAAUAUAGAUAUUGAGGGUGCGACCCAGCACCUCCGGGACAUUCUAAAGCUCGACCGUCCCGGGAACAGCACCGAUGCACCAUCGAGUGAUGGUCCAAGAAUGCCGUCUUUUAAUGGAGAGCUGAACGGUUUAUUGGGAGCAGCAGGUCUUUUGGGGAACACCGAUCGAUCAUCCAUGUCAGAUUCUACCAGACCGAUCUCCACAGACCUCUGCAGCAUGCAGGAGUGUCAGAUAAUCUGCCUUUCUGGCGAUAAUGGCUCCACUUCUCUCCCCAUCACCUCCAACAACGUGGAGAUUGUGGCGAGUCAAGAUUCCAGCAUCAACAGCAAAGCUCGGGGGAGCAACAAGGUGAAGAUUCAACCCGUUGCCAAGUAUGACUGGGAACACAAAUAUUAUUACGGCAGACUGAUCGCGGUGUCCAACUCCUUCGUGGCCUACGCCAUCAGAGGAGCCAACAACCACGCUAUGAUCCGUGUCCUGAGCAUCGGCUCUGCGGAGCGCUCCCUUCUGAAGGGCUUCACUGGAGCCGUCACAGAUCUGGCUUUCGCUCACCUCGACUCCUCCCUGUUGGGCUGUGUGGACGAGGCGGGCAACCUGAUGGUCUGGCAGCUCACCUGCACUGCAAGCAAGAUACUUGAUCAGGUGGUGGUUCAUAUCCGACGGCCAGACGACUCCCCGCUGAACUCCCACCGCCGCCUCAUAUGGUGCCCGUUCAUCCAGGACGACAGCGAGGAGAACCAGGACGACCCCAGCCAGACUUUAGCUCUGUUGCACGAAGACUUGGCUGAGGUGUGGGACCUGGAGGUCUUGAGGGCCACCUACAGCAGUUGGCCCGUCGAUGCUGCCGACGUGAAAGAUGGCCUCAUCGCAAUCAAGGGACACACACAGCGGGUCAGUGAAGGGGCCCUGUCCCCAGAUGGAACCGUGUUAGCCACAGCCAGCCAUGAUGGAUACAUCAAGUUCUGGCAGAUUUACAUAGAAGGGGGACAGGACCAGCCCAGAUGUCUCCAUGAAUUGCGGCCCCACGGAGGACGCCCCCUUUCUUGUCUUCUUUUCUGCGAUAACCACAAAAGACAGGACCCCGAGGUUCCUUUCUGGCGGUUCCUUAUAACUGGAGCGGAUCAGAACCAGGAGUUGAAGCUGUGGUGCACUGUGUCCUGGACCUGUUUACAGACCAUCAGGUUUUCUCCAGAUAUGUUUAACUCGUCCGUUCUGCCAAGUCUGAAGGCAAGCCUGGACCUCGCCUCAGAGUAUCUCAUCCUCACUGACGUCCAGAGGAAGGUUCUGUAUGUGAUGGAGCUGCGACAGGACCAGGACAAAGGCAAAGCCACCUUCACAGCCGUGUCAGAGUUCCUGCUGACCCACCCUGUGCUCAGCUUCGGGGUCCGGGACGUCGCACACAGCCGCCUGCGACACACUGAGGUCCUCCCUGCAGAGGAGGAGAGUGAGAGUCUCACAACAGAGGGCAUCCAAGGACCAGCAGAGUCCAAGUCUGGGAUCCAAAUUAAACUUUACUGUGUUCACACCAAGAGCCUACAGGAUGUCCAGAUCUGGUUUCAGCCCAGCUUGGGUUCCAAUUCUGCAGUCUUCCUGCCCCAUUUGGAUUCCCACGAUGGUUUUGGGUUUUCAGACCAUCUCACUGACCAGAGCUCCGACAAAGAAUCAGGAAGUGGCUCCCAGACCGACCUUAGGAAGAUCCCAUCCCUUCCUGCUCCGACUGACUUCCUGUCAAACUCGGGGGGCAUCAGCAGUACCAAGCUGAUGACCCCCGAUGCCUUCAUGACACCCAGCGCUUCGGUACCGGCUUCUCCUGGCAGCAACACUACCAGUCUGACCAUCGUGACCGCUAUCAGCAGCAGCCCUGACUCUACUAACAGAGCUAUGGACGAUGUGAGUCAGAGUCCUAACAGAGCAGAGAGCAGCAGCAGCAGCAGCAGCAGUCUGACUCUCUCCACCAGCAGCCCCCGACCUGCUUCUGCUGUGCUGCUGCCCGGACUUGAUAACCUGCAGGCUUUAGCGUCUCCCAGCGGUCCCCUGGCGAUGGACAGUCCUCAGGUGCUGGAUGCUCCCCUCCUGCACCCUCUGGCCUCUCCAACCAGGGCCCGCUCCCCCGACGUCAUCUCCUCUGCCUCCACAGCCAUGUCCCAGGAUAUGCCGGAGAUCGCCUCCCAGACCCUGCAGCUUCAGAGGGUACUGGGCUCCAGUCUUGAGUCUUCGCCUCUCUCUGCUCUGCAGACGGACAGCAUGGCCUCUGCUGCGUCCGCCCUGCACCUGCUCACCUCCCCCCGCACAGCCAACAACAACAGCCUUUUGUCCCUGGAACUCGGAGGUGCAGAUGGCUCGGUGGGUGGAGUAGUAGAUUCAGAGCCCAGACUAAGCAACACCCCGUCUCUGCUGGAGAACGCCCUAUCACAGGAGAACCCGGGGGCAGGGGGAGGAUCGGAGGGGAGCGUCAGCCACACGCCUUGGCCGGCUGCGCCUGACAUCACGAGAGAAACCAGGAACAGUCUCAGGGACAAUGGGCUGGGAGACUGUUCAAGAGAGGAGGCGAAGGACCGACAUUUGAGCUCACCGUACCACCGGCGCUCCUACCACCUCACACAGAACGACAGUCAGGACGCCGGCGCUGAGCAGAGUGACCCUGAUGAUGAGGUGCCCACCAUGGCAUCAUCCUCAGGAAACUGUGGUCGUUCUUCCCACAGACUACCAGUUAAGGAGUGGAAGACCUCCCCACGAGGCUCGCCAAAAGUAAAGAGAAAGACCAAGAAAGAUGACAGUGAAACGUCUCAGUCCAGGCAAAUGGACUCUGGUCAGAUGAAUGCAGAGGUGCAAGACGAGCUGCUGAUGCUCCUGCGCAGCCAGCAGAGGGAGUUAACUGAACUGCGCGGACAGAUCGAAACCAUGCAGAGCACCAUCAUGGUCCAGGUAGAGCACGUCCUCUCCAAUCACCAAGAACAAGAACAACGCAGACUAGAGCGAGUGCUGACCGAGAGUCAGAAUCAUCAGCAGCAGCUCCAGGAUCAGCUGAGCCAGCAGCUCAGCCACACCCUCAGCUCGGUGAUCACCAACAGGAUGGACAAGGUGCUGCGGGAGGAGAUGAAGAAAACAGUCCCGCAAACAAUCUCUAAGAGUCUGGAGCCGGUGACCGGUCAGCUGAACAACACAAUUGCUGCUAAGCUGACGGCUGUGGAGAUCACUCUGAAAGACAAUGUCAGCAAGGUGGUCAAAUCCAAGAACACGACGGAUGCUAUUGGUCGAGCAGCAGCCGAGGCGAUGCAGGGGCCCAUCCAGGCGGCCUAUAAAGACGCCUUCCAGAGCAUCGUGCUGCCUAUCUUCGAAAGAGGAUGCCAGUCCAUGUUUCAACAGAUCAACGACAGCUUUAAACAAGGAACACAAGAAUACAUCCAGCAGCUCGAGAGCCAUAUGAAUAUCAGCAAGCAGAGAGAGCAGGAGGCACGGGAGCCAGUGAUUGGCCAGCUCCAGCAGAUGAUCGAAAGCUUCCAAAGCUCCACCGAUCAGCUGGCCAAUAACAUCACAGCGAACGUGCGGGCAGAGGUCCAGCACCAGAUCCAGAUGAUGGUGGGAAAUUUGCAGGAGACUAUUCUUAGCCACGUGCAGCGAAUCGUCAAGGGCGAGGUGAGCAUGGCGAUGAAGGAGCAGCAGGCGGUGGUCACCUCCAGCAUCAUGCAGGCGAUGAGGUCAGCGGCUGGCACCCCCGUCCCCACAGCGCACCUUGACUACCAAACGCAGCAGGCCAACAUCCUGCAGCUGCUCCAGCAGGGCCAGCUCAACCAGGCCUUUCAGCAGGCUCUGUCAGCCACUGAUCUGAACCUGGUCCUGUACGUGUGUGAGACCAUCGACUCUCAGCAGGUGUUCGGGCAGCACCCCUGCCCCCUGAGCCAGCCCGUGCUGCUGUCGCUCAUCCAGCAGCUCUCCUCCAACCUCACCACCCGCUCCGAGCUCAAAAUCAGCUACCUGGAGGACGCGUUGAUGAACCUGGACCACGGCGACCCGCUGACCAGAGACCACAUGUCCUCCGUGUUGGCCCAGGUCAGACCAAAGCUGUUCACCUUCCUGCAGCAAGACCCCCACAGCCCGCUCAGCAAGAGGGCGCGGCGCCUCAUGAUGAUGCUGCAGGGCCUUGUCAGCCACUAACCCUAUCCUGUAAACAGUUCUUUCCUCGUAGAUACAGAUCAUGCGUCCAUUUUGGUUCACAGAUCACGUAGAGGAGAAUGCAACUUCAUCCCGCUCAUUUUUCAGGCAUUGGUUGGAGAUGGAAGACAAGGCAAGUUAAAAGACUGAGUUUGAAACUUCUUGUUUGGUUUAAGAAAAACGUUCCCUCCAGUCCACCUGUCCCUAAAACCAGCUCCUUCUCCCGGUACCAUUAGCCCUUCUCUACCUGCACCAGGGAAGUUUCGAAUUAGGGAGCCGCUUUAGUUUAUUCUUGUCCUGGAAAUACCUUCAAUGCAAGACAUUAUUUGUCCGGACAAGUUCAGUGAAGAUUCUUCCAGGACUUCAUUACCCAAGAGGCAAUCUGGUUGCUUCCCCUCCUUUUAUCCCCUUCAGGAAACAAACGACUGGAUUCGGAGAGCCUAACAUUUCUGCUAGUCCCCGUCUCCCAGACACAUCAAACCUGACUCUCCUUUUGAUGGCACUUCCUUCAAAUGUGCAAAAGACUCGAAGAAUGUUCAGCUGAGUGGUCAACAAGACCAAACGUCACUCUUUCUUUUGUUUUUCCGGGUUUUCCGUCAGGCAUGUUGAGUUUUGGAAUACAGGUUUUGAUGCAGGGUCAGCUUCUGGGCAGGAGGAGGAACAAAAGUACCUAAAGAAGAUAAGCUUCGCCUCAAAAUGUCGCCUUCUAUUUUGGAAAAACAGCAGGCUUGGCUUUUUCUUUUAUAAUACAGAUCAGCAUGUUUUUCUUAAGCCAACUUGGAAUCCAGUACACUGUUCUCAGUUCAGGUUAUUUCUAAACACCUCAGUAAAUCCUGGCAACCAAAAAUGUGUAACAUUCAAAGCCAUUUCCUGUUUGUGGCAUAUUUCCUUUCAGUUAUUUCUUAAUAGGGUUGGAGACUACAACCUUGCCAGGCCAAAUCUGUGCUUUGAAGAGGAUCAACACGCUGAAUUGUUUUACUGAAAGUUAAUACAUUUUUUCCUGUGUCUGUAUUCAGGAAGUAAAGCAACUUUUUUUUUUUUACCAAUCUGGCCUUGUUUUCAAAAAUCCUUCUUAUGAGGCUCUCUGAAGGAUAGAAAUAACAUUUUUCCAAAUGUGAAAAAUAUUUUUGGAGGUCUUCGGAAGCUGAAAAGGAUUCUGCUUGUUUGGAGCCCAUCAUGUAGUUAGACAGCCGUCCAUGUGUAAAUUGAUUCUCCCCGUCUGUAUGCCUGCCCCUUUUUUAUAUAAUCAUUUAGCAUUUGUAAGACUUGUAAACUUGCUUUAAAAGUUGUCAAAAAUAAUUAUACCACAUAAUACAAGACUUCCUAAACAUAAUUGUUACUGCUGAUGUUGUUUUAUCAGGCUUCUCCAGAUGAUGUUAAUGUGCAGUUACUUCUCAUAUACUGUAGGAGGCAGCACUUAGUUGGAUUUUUCGUCAUUUAGGUUCUGAAUUCAGAAGUCAUUCCUGCUCCCAAACAGUGAAACUCUGCACAUGUUUGUUUUUCUUUAAAGUGUGUUCAAAGUGUAUGAAGAUGUGUUCAGCCCAUUUACACCCAUUCUUGUUUAGAUGCACACAGUUUCUGCUGAUUGUAAAAUAAAAGUUCUGUUCAUUUGAACCUCUGUGUUUAGGAGUUGGAUUUGUCUAGCAAGUGCCUUAUUGUAUUCUACAUGUUUUAUCUAAACAUUUGAUCCCAUUUGGGCCUUUAGACAUGUUUGAGAAUUAUCCCACAGCAGCUCCUUCAUACUUUAAUGAGCAUUAACGGCAUUAAAAUGUUGGAUCUGAAGAAAGGCUGAGCACAGGAGAAUCUGUAUGUUUUGUUUGCAGACAUUGGACUACCUAGACAUUCGAUUCGGACAUGUAAUUGAAUAAUCGUGCAACAGAGAGAGGUUCUUUUUGACUACUACCACCCUCACCCUUCAGUUCAGUUACGGUUAUUGUCCUCAGAGUAGAAGGAGGGGUUGCGUUACCCCGAGUGGGAGCUGUGAGAAACAACUGAGGCUAGUGAUUAUGUUAUCUCCAUUAUGUUCCCUUCCCCUCUGCUUGUAUGAUUAUGUUGUAUCUUUUACAGUUUAUUUUACCCUAAACGUUUUUGGAAUAAAAAAAGACUUGUUCACUUUA